GGGCUGUUGCUGCUGUUUUGGCGCAAAGCGGAAGCUGUCAUAACGGUCCCCCUCAUGAAAACGAAAAGUUCAGUGCUGUUGUUUGGGUUUAGCAAAGGCACCUUAUUAUUUACUGUUUGAAAAAACCUCCCGUGGUUGAUUUAUGUGAAACAUCUGACGUUAACUGAACGUAUCAGCGCUGGUUAGCGGUAGCUGCUUCAGGCAUUAAUGUGUUGAGGCUAGCGGGAGCAGCAGCAGACCUGGUUUAGCCUUGAAUUUAUGUUGUUUUUAAAUGAUCUGAGCAACUUUUGGACUAACCUCAGCUUUAAAUGGACGAACACAAGGAGAACAUUCACGGCCAGGAAGACAAUGUGAAGACGUCCAGUGUAAACGAGCAUGAGAAGCUAAAGAGAUCGCUAGUCUCGGGUUAGACCCUGUUUUCCUUCAGUUUUACUUCUUAAAGGCACAUAUUCAACAAGAGGUUUGCUCCAAGUUGUCAGGAUAGCAUCGCACAGUGGGUGCUCAUCCAUGAUGUGACUCUUCUGCUCCACCACCUCCUAAAGGAGCUCUGUUGGAUUGAGAUCUGGUGACUGUGCUGGCCAUGUGAGGUCAGUGAACUCACUGUCAUGGUCAAGGAACUAGUUUCCUGUUAGAGGACAGCAGAGGCACCCAGUGUGGUCGUCUUCUGCUUCAAGGAGAAGCCUAGCAGCAGGUUGUGUCCUGCGGGAGAAUCGGCUCCUCAGGUGUCCCCGUCUCAGUCGAAGGGUGACUUCAGCCAUCCGGUGUACAAAGAGAUUGCUUUGGCCAAUGGCCACAUCAACCGCAUGACGAAGGAUGAACUUCGGAUCAAGUUAGCGGAGCUUAAGCUCGACACACGAGGAGUGAAGGAUGUGAUGAAGAAGAGAUUGAAGAGCCACUAUAAGAAACAGAAGCUGAUGCAGACAGCAGCAGAGGGAGGCCCCACCGACACGUACUACGACUACAUCUGUGUGGUGGACUUUGAAGCCACAUGUGAAGAGGACAAUCCCUCAGACUUCCUCCACGAAAUCAUUGAGUUCCCCAUGGUUCUCAUCAACACGCACACCUUGGAGAUUGUGGACACCUUUCAGGAGUACGUGAAGCCCGAGCUUAACCCACAGCUCUCAGACUUCUGUGUGAAGCUGACGGGAAUUACGCAGAAAAUGGUCGAUGAAGCAGACCCGUUCCCAGUAGUCCUGCAGCGAGUUGUGUCGUGGCUUCAGGAAAGGGAACUCGGAACAAAAUACAAAUACGCCAUCCUGACUGACGGGUCGUGGGAUAUGAGCAAGUUCCUCAACAUCCAGUGUCGGGUCAGCCGAAUCAAAUAUCCUCCGUUUGCAAAGAAGUGGAUAAACAUAAGAAAGUCAUACGGAAACUUCUACAAGGUGCCGCGUACUCAGACGAAGCUGAGCACCAUGCUGGAGAAACUCGGCCUGACGUACGAAGGUCGUCCUCACUCCGGGCUUGACGACUCACGCAACAUAGCGAGGAUAGCUGUCCGCAUGCUGCAGGAUGGCUGCCAGCUGCGUGUCAACGAGCGCAUGCACGGUGGCCAGCUGCUCUCGGUUCCCAGCUCGGCGCCUGUGGAAGGAGCUCCGCCUCCACACAACCCCCGCAGCAGGGACUAGAAACAUGACCUCUGGGUGACUCUUUACCCCUGAAAAUACUUCUACUGGAGCUCAAAGUUUCCCUUCCGACCAUUUAUUUUUACACCAGAUCUUUAAAAGUGGAUCAUUCCUUCAUUUUCUGGGUGGAAAAGUCUGCCUCGCCACGCCUUACCGAGCUGCUGUUUCUCAACAGUAUCACUGAGUAUAUCUUUCAGUUGUCUUGUGGUGGAGAGAAUUCAGUGUUUACCCUCGACAGCAUAAUAAAGCCUAAUCUGCAGCUUCACAUGAACACACAUAUCAACAAUUUUGAACUACUGUGCUAAUAAAACACAUAAAUGCUGCUGUGCUGUUUAAGGUGCUGCACGAUGACACUGUUCACCGCUUUCCUCGGAGAGAGUCGAGGGUUGGUGGUCCUGUGGACUCGGACAGCUCCAUAAACGGACCUCUUAAAGAAAAGCUGUAAUUAAGGAGUUCAGCCUGUGUUGUACUGUCGUCACGUGUACAGAA
This is a messenger RNA of Oreochromis niloticus (Nile tilapia), 2111 nucleotides long. It is a transcript of the gene eri1, whose product is annotated as exoribonuclease 1. The record is from RefSeq and is a predicted model, not a curated record. The transcript has 8 exons. Lineage: Eukaryota; Metazoa; Chordata; Actinopteri; Cichliformes; Cichlidae. Gene Ontology annotation, cellular component: nucleolus; cytoplasm. Bases 804 to 1625 code for a protein of 273 amino acids. Gene Ontology annotation, molecular function: 3'-5'-RNA exonuclease activity; nucleic acid binding.